Rhagoletis zephyria (snowberry fruit fly) is the source of this 1592-nucleotide messenger RNA. Its product is annotated as fibroin heavy chain. Lineage: Eukaryota; Metazoa; Arthropoda; Insecta; Diptera; Tephritidae. Gene Ontology annotation, cellular component: extracellular region. Gene Ontology annotation, molecular function: chitin binding. The record is from RefSeq and is a predicted model, not a curated record.
CGUGGGUCGGGUCGCUUUGUUCAAAUUUAAACAUUUUCCAUUCGUUUUGGACGAAUAAUAGUUGCGUAUACGCCGUGUAGUUUGCGUUACAGUGGGAAGUGCAUAGUGUGAAUGCGCACAAAAUUUUGAAAAUUGGAAAAGUUUUGGAGUGCCUGGGUAUCUAAGAAAAGAAAAAAAUUUUAUAAGAAAAGCGGAGUCUUAGACAUUUUUGGAAAAAAAUUUUAAUAAAUUUUUAAUAAACUCGUACGAGUAAUUGAGAAAAGAGAGCAAUCUUACUUGAAUUAAAACGCGAGUUGUGCAUUAAAUCGUAUUUCUUUGAAAAUCGUAUUAAUAUGUUGAAGAUAUUAAAUUACUUUGGACUUUCACUGUUGCUGUUCAGCGCGGGCACUUGGGCACAAAGCGGUUACAAUUAUGCGCGUCCCGAGAUCUCUAAUGUUGCCGGUGGCACCACUGGCAGCUCAAACGCCUUGCGUCCAUUAGUUCCUCUCGGUAGCAAUGCCAUUACUGCGCCUACAAACGCCGCAGUCGGCUAUGCCUCAACCGCUGGCAGCGCUUAUGGCGGCACAGUAGGCGCCGCUGCAUCUCCAUUUGGUGGCUUCGGCGCACAGCCUACAGCACUCGGCGCAACCGGCCCAACCGGCUAUAGCGGCAACACGGGCGCCUCUACACUACCAGUGGGCACAGGAUUUAACGCAGCAAAGCGUCCCAUUUUAGGCGCUCAGCAGCGCGGUGGCAGCGCACAAUUUGGCGGCGGUCUGUCGAAUCUAGCUGGCGGUCAGUCAGCCUACAGCAACGCAGCGCGCACUUCUGGACUCAAUGACGUGGACUAUAGUGGCGACGGUGACUACUCUGCCAUACCGGGCGUGCCGGCUGUCGAUUAUCCAGUGUAUGCGCAAGUGCCGCAAACGAAUUUCGAUUGUACGCAGCAACUGCCCGGCUAUUAUUCGGACGUUGAGGCGCAGUGUCAGGUCUUUCACAUUUGCGCGCUCAAUCGCACUUACUCAUUUCUCUGUCCGAAUGGCACCAUCUUUAGCCAGGAAACACUCGUUUGCGUGUGGUGGAAUCAAUUUGAAUGCGGCACCGCGCCUGCGCUUUACGGCAACAACGCCUACAUCUACGAUUAUGGCAAUGAACAACGCAACACCGCUGGCGCAUACAGCAAUGCGGGAGCCACAGCUCAAUUGGGUGCGCGUCAACCGGCAAAUUAUCCAGGCGCCGCUAGUGGCAGUGGCUUGCGCGCUACAAGCGCUACGCUGCCAGCAGGCGGCGGUGGCAUUUUUGGCGCGAGCAAUUUACGUUCAACCGCUUACGGUGCUGUGCCCAGCACAGUAACACCAGUGCCAUCGACCGCGGGCUAUAAUGCAGGCGCUGCCGUCAGUGCUGGUCGCUUCUCAGCCGCUGCACCUACCGGCGCUCAAGCCUUUAACAAUGCUGUUGCACCAAUUUCAUCUACCCAGGCUAGUUAUGGAUCCGGUGUUGGUGUUGGUGUCGGUGUAACCGGCGGCGCAGGUGUGCCUGCUGGCGCGGCCAAUUCCGGCGUGAAUAGCAAUCGUGAAUAUCUACCACCAUCGCAGCAGCAACGUCGGCCCUAA